This is a messenger RNA of Babesia ovata, 1068 nucleotides long. Its product is annotated as RNA recognition motif-containing protein. The record is from RefSeq and is a predicted model, not a curated record. Lineage: Eukaryota; Apicomplexa; Aconoidasida; Piroplasmida; Babesiidae. The transcript has 5 exons. Bases 1 to 1068 code for a protein of 355 amino acids. Gene Ontology annotation, molecular function: RNA binding.
AUGGCAAAAACAUUAGCGGCCAAAAAAAAGGCGCCUAAGGCGACCGAUGGCAAGUCUAAAGCAAAGAAGACGAAGAAGGCUGCCGGAAAGUCCGAGAGCGCGGUCCCCGAAGGCGUGCGUAAGCUGAGGGCGCUACUCGACCAGGCUUCCAAAACAGUUCCAGUUGCCGCCACCACUUCUACGGCUGAACAACUACCUUCAAGCACAGCAUCUAGCGCCGUGCCUGCGCCUCAGGUGGAAGCAACUGGCAAACCAGCCACUGGCCGAGGUGCCGGUGAAUCCGGUACACGUAAGCCGAAAGGGCCGAUUCGUCCCAUCAAGAAAAAGUCUAAGGGUGGCCCUAAGGAAUAUAUAGACCAUCCGAAUGUCGUUUUCGUCGGCAAUGUCCCGCUUUCAGUUGACAAAUCCGAGCUCAUCAAGAGCUUGGGUAUCGACCCAAAGAUCGUAAAAUCCGUCCAUUUCAGGUCGCUUCCAGUCGAAAGCAAGUUCGCAUACAACAAGAGGAUCGGCGUGAUUCGCGGGAAGCUGAGCGACGCGAAGCCCAGCCAGAAUGCGUACGUCACGCUGGUGGACGAGAAGUACGUAGACGAGCUGGUGGCCAAGAACACCACGGAGCUGCGCGGGCACUAUCUGUUCAUCAACAAGUCGUCACCGUCGUCGUUCAGCAAAUUUAAUCGCAAGAAGACCAUCUUCGUCGGGAGGCUCCCUCCCAACACCACGGAGAACGAGCUUUUCGAGGUGUUCUCAAAUGUCAGCCAGGUUCAAGGUGUUCGCAUUAUACGCGAUCCUAUUACGUCGGUGUCUAAGGGCUUCGGAUUCGUGUUAUUCGACAAUCGCACGGCGGUUCCUGAGGCGGUGGAAGCGUUCAACAACUACCCCUUUAAGGGCUACACGCUGCACGUUACCAAGGCGCUGGAUCACGAGACAGCCUCUGAGUAUAAGGCAAAGUCGUCUAAGAAGAAAGCACCAGCAGGUAAAAAGGGAGGAAAGCACGCUGGUGCCAAGAAGGGCGGUAAACUGGUGCAGAAACGUACGCUGAAGGCCAAGCCGAAGAAUAAGCGGCGCUGA